AUGUCCCGGCAGGCUCACGGACCGCAGGCGCUGACAGGCGGCCCCGGCCCUGCGCUGCCCAGUUCCCAGCCCCGCAGGAAGCUCCCAGCCGCUCCGCAGCGCCCUGGACGCCGGCCAGCGCCGCGCUUCAAACGGCGCCCGCUCGUGGAAAUGGACAAGUUCAGCAAGGGGCCUGCGUCCAGGGAGGAACAACCUCCUGCACCAGGAUGGCUGAGGAGUGACCUGGAAGGCAGCUCCAUGGAGAAGGACCUGGGAGUGCUGGUGGACAAGCUGCCCAGGAGCCAGCAGUGUGCCCUUAUAGCCAAGAGCACCGACGGUCCCCUGGGGAGGAACGGGAAGCCCCGCAAGCCCCGCAGCACCUCCUCUGCCUCCCGUCCCUUCGGGAGCGACAGGAAGCGGCUCCGAGCCAGCGCCGAGCGCUCCGCCGACCGCCUGCCCUGGCUGCGGACGCAGGAGCGGGCACCCGGGAGCGCCGGUGCUGAGCCCCGUGCCGGGGCAGUCGCGGCCGGCAGGGCGGCGAGCAGGCAGCUGCUGCGCACAGGCAGGACCCCGCCGGGAGCGGGCAGGGCGGCGAGCAGGCAGCUGCUGCGCACAGGCAGGACCCCGCCGGGAGCGGGCAGGGCGGCGAGCAGGCAGCUGCUGCGCACAGGCAGGACCCCGCCGGGGGCCGGCAGGACGGCGAGCAGGCAGCUGCUGCGCACAGGCAGGACCCCGCCGGGGGCCGGCAGGACGGCGAGCAGGCAGCUGCUGCGCACAGGCAGGACCCCGCCGGGAGCGGGCAGGGCGGCGAGCAGGCAGCUGCUGCGCACAGGCAGGACCCCGCCGGGGAGCGGGCAGGGCGGCGAGCAGGCAGCUGCUGAGCACAGGCAGGACCCCGCCGGGAGCCGGCAGGGCGGCGAGCAGGCAGCUGCUGAGCACAGGCAGGACCCCGCCGGGGGCCGGCAGGACGGCGAGCAGGCAGCUGCUGAGCACAGGCAGGACCCCGCCGGGAGCCGGCAGGGCGGCGAGCAGGCAGCUGCUGAGCACAGGCAGGACCCCGCCGGCAGCCGCGGCCCGGAGCAGCGGCGCGGGGAUGCCGUUCGAGCCCGGGGCCAGGCCUCUCCUUCCGGCCGCUGCGCAGCGCUUCCGCCGGCGCGGCCCGGGCACGGCAGGGGUCGUGGGAAGCAGGCUGGGGGCAGCACUCCGAGCCUCGGCUCCCUGCCUGCGCUGCGCCGCGCAGGACAGUGCGGGGGGAUGCCGGUGCUGGGCUGCGCCGAGCGCUUGGGCCCGUGGCAGGCGUGGGUGCAGCCCAGCGCAGUGCCCCGCACCUGGGCGCCGUGCCCGGCACCCCUCUUCGCUCCGUGCCACCGGCCGUGCCUCCCGUCUGAGCGGGUGCUGGGUACUGCGAGGAGCUGGGCAGAUGGAGCAGCGUCAAUGCCUCCUGUGCCUUCGGCUCACAUCCCUGGCGGUGGGGCUGGGUACGCACGGGGAGGGUGCUGUACUCGGAACAAGAGCGUGGGAUCGCUUGGAAGGACCAGCACUGGGGGGGUGAAGCAGAGGUUUCCUGCAGCCGUUUCUGUGGUGGAGCUGCAGAACCGUCCCGGUGGCGUCCCGAAGCGGCCGCGGUGUGUCCGUGCCAGCCCCCCGGGCACAGCCACACGAUGGCGGUGCGCUCCUGCUCAUGCUCCGCCGCCCGGCUCCGCCGCGGCCGGCCCCUGCCCGGCUUCGCUGCCAGCCCCUGCCCGGCUUCGCUGCCAGCCCCUGCCCGGCUUUGCUGCCAGCCGGCUGCCCUCGGAGGAACGGCGCUCCCGCGGGCGUGGGGUGGCUUCCCAGGUGCUCCGCGGGUUCCAGCAGCGCUUCUCGGCGUUUCCGCGGCUUUGGCUGAUCGCUGAGAGUGCCCGGACUGGGCUGCGCUGGAGCGAGGAGCGAUGCUGA
Messenger RNA from Pogoniulus pusillus (Red-fronted tinkerbird), 1914 nucleotides. RefSeq lists its product as uncharacterized. The transcript has 4 exons. Bases 1 to 1914 code for a protein of 637 amino acids. The record is from RefSeq and is a predicted model, not a curated record. Lineage: Eukaryota; Metazoa; Chordata; Aves; Piciformes; Lybiidae.